CUGACAACACAUACGCGUUAAAGAAGUUUCUGAUACAGACCAAGGAGCAGCUGCUGCUGGUGAAGGCCGAAAUCGACGUCGCAUCAAAACUCGAUCAUCCUAGCUUGCUCCCUUUAGUGGAACACGCUAUAGUGUCAUCCAAGCAGCAGCAGGGCACCAAGGAGGCAUAUCUCGUCUUCCCAGUCUACCGGGACGGUACCAUUCAAGACCAUGUCGGGUGGAUGGCUCAGCCCAAGGGGUCACAGCCCGGUAGAGGCCACCGCUUCUCACCGCUUCAAGUGCUCUCCAUUAUCAGCCAGGUUGCCUCCGGCCUUGCACACAUGCAUGCAUGCUUGCCCCCUCUAGCCCACAACGACGUCAAGCCAGGGAACAUUCUCAUAGCCUUUGGGGGAGGACACGGGGCCACAGGGGGGAUAGGUAAAGGUGGUUGGGAUGGUAUCUGCAUGACAGGUGUAGCAGAGAGAGAUGAUGCUUUUAUAACAGGUCUAGGCAGUAGUGGUGCUGGUGCUGGUUCUCCUGCCCCCGGUGGUAGUGGUGGCGGUGGUGCCUUUCCUGCAUUUCCCUCUGCUGCUGGUACUGCUACGGGAGGAGGAGAAGCGGGAGAAGCAGGAAAGGCUAGCACAGGUGGGCGGAACGGGGGGGUAGAAGCAGCAGGAGUAGUAGGAGGAGCAGCAGGAGGCGAGGGAGCAGGGGAGAGAGCAGGGGAGGGAGUGCCAUUGGAGCGGUUACCAACGGCAUCGGCAUCGGAUGUUGCGGUGGCGAUUAUGGACUUCGGCUCCACCACUCCUGCCAGGAGACACAUCACCUCUCGCAACCAGGCCCUGUCGUUGCAGGAAUGGGCGGCGCAGCACUGUUCAGCAGCGUACCGAGCACCAGAGUUUUGGGACUGCCCGAGUGAGAUGGAUAUUGAUGAGAGGAGUGACGUGUGGUCGCUGGGAUGCACCCUCUAUGCCACCAUGUAUGGGCAGUCCCCUUUCGAGUUCUCCCUAGGCGAAUCAGGAGGCAGCCUGCAGCUCGCAGUUAUGAGCGGCACCAUCAAAUGGCCACAUCCACCCCUCCCCGCCUCCUCCUCCUCUCCCUCCCCUGCUCUAAUGGACGCUCCUGGUUCGUCUGGAGGUGACUUUUCUGGUUUCUCUGCUGCGGGAGGAGCAGGAGGGGAGGUGGUGGGGUACCCCGCGUCGUUCCAUAGGCUGGUGGAGUGGAUGCUUCAGCAGGAUGUGAAGCAACGGCCGACGGCCGCACAGGUGGUGGAGAAAAUUGAGCAUAUGAUUGCUACACUACCACCUUCGCUUCAAUGA
Messenger RNA from Closterium sp. Naga37s-1, 1298 nucleotides. The record is from the annotation of a GenBank genome assembly. NCBI's taxonomy places the organism in Eukaryota, Viridiplantae, Streptophyta, Zygnematophyceae, Desmidiales, Closteriaceae.